Molecule: messenger RNA, 417 nt
Organism: Cladocopium goreaui
Lineage: Eukaryota; Dinophyceae; Suessiales; Symbiodiniaceae
Source: the annotation of a GenBank genome assembly
AUGGCUCAGGCAGCCGAAGCUCAGGUGAAUGCAAUGCUAGAGUUGGCAAGGGCGUUCAAGGAGAAGUUGGGUGAGAAGAAAGGCUGCUUUGGAGAUGCUGGCAAGGUGAUCAGACCACCAGAGGUCAUUGCUCCAAAUUCCCAGGAAGAGGAGAUUAGGCAGAGGAGUUUCCGGUCUUGGCUCUUCUUUGCCCAGGAAGAGUUCAACAAAGGACUCAGACAAGGCGGAGAAGACGGACAAACUCUGGGCCUCACCGACCUGAAGCAGGUCGAUCUCUUUGCUGCAAGCCUGCUUGAGCCACCCGGUUUUUGGUCAGGACCGUUCGAUCCUGGAGCAGUGCUGACUGAGGAGUACAAGACAGUGUCAGGGAGCCAACUGUCUGAUGACACACAGUUGUCGACCCGUCUGCAGCUUUGA